CGGACAUCUGCCGUGCCGGUUGCUAGAAUCUUGGGCUGUUCUGAUUCUGUCAGCUGCUUCGGUUUAAUUAUGUCGUGCAUCAGAAAACUGAAAGAUGACCAACAGGACCUCGUCCAGCGCUUUAAAAAAUCACACCAUACUUUCCGGAUUAUUUCUUGCACAUUGGAUGAAGUUUCCUGUAGAUUUAUUCAUGGACAAUCUACCUUGGAGAUAACCGGUAGUCUUUUGGGUACAUAUCCCCGGUCUCCCCCCAUCUGGUUCUCCGACUCUGAUGAUCCAUUGAUCACUCGUAUUUUCGAUCAGCUUCAAAACACAGAUCCGACAAACUAUACAGUUCGUUCGUUGUUUAUGUCGAUCACGUGAUUCCCUUUGUAGCUUGACAGACAAGUGAAAAUGUUGGUGACGCAGUUGUGUCGAUAUUUCAACGUUCCCUAUCCCACUGAGUUACAGACACUUUGUCCUGAUUUCGAACCUGACUUGUCCCUUCCCGAUGCUACCCCGUCAUCCGAACCCAGAGGUGAAUCCCCCGAACCCAACAGCGACGCCGAAGAUACUGGAUUUGAGGAUGAAGAUGUACAGCUAAACGAUCCCUUUGAUGACUCAGCCUCCUCGGAAGAUCGACCCGAGUACGAUGGCAUAUCCGUCGAGGAUGCAGAACAGUUGGAAAAGUUGAAAGCUAAUCGACUCCAGUUGUGCGCCGAGGGCGUGACCAAAGGAUCAAUACAAUCAUCCGAUCGUCUGAUGAAAGAACUGCGUGAGAUUUACCGGUCCGAUAGUUACAAACGGGGUAUCUUUACGGUAGAACUACAGAACGAUAACCUUUACGACUGGAAGGUUAAGCUGUACAAAGUCGACGAAGACAGUGGAUUGCAUUUGGAUUUGCUUGCUCUGAAGAACCAUCCCAAACUUGAAAACCACAUCGGGUUACAGUUUAUGUUCAAGGAAACCUAUCCCUUUGAACCACCAUUUGUCCGCAUUCUUUACCCAGUAAUUGAGAAUGGUUAUGUUCUCGCUGGGGGAGCCAUAUGCAUGGAACUGUUUACCAAAGAGGGUUGGUCCAGUGCAUACGAUAUCGAAUCUGUGAUUAUGCAGUUGGCCGCCACCCUGGUGAAAGGACGAGGACGAAUCAACUUUUCUGCUUCCAGUAGUCAGUAUUCACUACGCCGCGCUCAACUCUCCUACCGAGGUCUCGUUCAGAUCCAUUCAAAGAGUGGCUGGUACACUCCUCCUCAGGCCGAUGGCUAGCUAGUCUUUUCGUUGAUUUCCGGACAAAUAAAUCAUCCUCUUUUCAACUGAGGGAGAGGUCCGUGUUUGUGUUUGUGUGUGUUUGCGUGUGAUAUCAUCACCCUACUCUUUGUGCCAACCAUGUAUGUCCAUGCAUUUCAAAUUCCCUUUCUUUGCCACUGGAUUCCGACAUUUUCACAACGACAUCCUGUACCAACUAGUUGUGACUUUUUGACAAUGCAGAGUUGCAUACUCAUGUUUCUUUUAUCGUGAUUACGGAUAACCACUUUCCAGAGGGUCGUCUGCACGUGUUCACGUACUGUCACUAUGAUCUAUGGUGGCGUUUUUGGAUGAGUUUUCCUUCCCCUUGCCCUUUCGCUGUACCAGAUGUGCUGUUCUGAAAGUAUCCACGCCCUCCCUCCAUUCAUUCAUUCAUUGUCACAAGGCAGCAGCAACGGCGCUGUUCAUUGUUGUUGCUAGUUUCUUUCUUCUGGGCUUUAUGCAUCCGCUGCUGUCCAUUUGCUCCGGUUUUUGUCCAACCGGCUGUGCGCAAGCUUUCUUGGUCAUCCUGCGUUCCCGAUCAUGUGACCAACCUUGCGCGCAUGCACCGAACGCACCUAUGUGCAAGCGUGCGUACUUCCGUGUGUAGCUUCGUACUCCCCAGUGUCGUACGCAUGUCAUACGACUGACCUAGACUGCAUAUCUCUUCAGCCGCUUGUGAUACCUUCACACCUAAACACACGCACGCGCACACGUAUCGUGCUCUCUUAAACUGGCAAAAUAGAUCAUAGUGUUGUAGCACACUCAUUCACUGUUCCUGUUCAAUGGCCACUCAUCUGUUCUGUUCUGUUCCGUUCUGUGUUCCCUUCAUUCGGUCAGCUUUUGUGUUACUCACUUUGCUGUUCCUGUUUACGCCAUCCAAUUUCGAUCGCUUGGACUUCCCUGGUCACCGAAUGUUUCUAUCUGACCCUCUUCAGUUGAGACUUUCGAACGGCUGUCAUUCGACUGGCCGCCUUGAAAUGGUUUCCUUUGAAAUUACAGCUUGAAUCCGGAG
This is a messenger RNA of Opisthorchis viverrini, 2278 nucleotides long. RefSeq lists its product as hypothetical. The transcript is spliced from 9 exons. The coding region runs from base 394 to 1245 and encodes 283 amino acids. NCBI's taxonomy places the organism in Eukaryota, Metazoa, Platyhelminthes, Trematoda, Opisthorchiida, Opisthorchiidae. The record is from RefSeq and is a predicted model, not a curated record.